Messenger RNA from Xiphophorus hellerii (green swordtail), 4109 nucleotides. RefSeq names its product mitochondrial antiviral signaling protein (gene mavs). The coding region runs from base 132 to 1763 and encodes 543 amino acids. NCBI's taxonomy places the organism in Eukaryota, Metazoa, Chordata, Actinopteri, Cyprinodontiformes, Poeciliidae. The record is from RefSeq and is a predicted model, not a curated record. The transcript is spliced from 5 exons.
GAGGGCGCGAACCGACUCCUGGGGACACAGCCGCGCAGAUGUGUGAGCAGGUCGCAGCGCAGGAAGAAUCAGUGACAGCAGGAACAACGUCUGUAAACUGGUGGCAAUUUAGAGUGUGUUGAACAAGCAAGAUGUCCUUUGCCAGCGACAAACUUUAUGAUGGUUAUUUGCGGCUGAAUAUGCCGACCAUUGUUACCAAUGUGAAAGUGAGACAAAUAGUGCCGUACCUUCCCUGCCUGACCGCUCAUGACAGGGAAGACAUAGAGGCCAAACGGGAAACUCAUGGGAAUUUCAAUGCCAUGGUGCUUCUCCUGGACUGUCUGAAGAGACGGGAGAACUGGCCGGAGCAGUUCAUCAAGGCGCUAGCGGCUUGUGAGCACAAAAGCCUCGCAGCUGAAAUCAAAAAAGAAUACGACUCCCUGCUACAGGUUAACAAUCCCAGCUCAGGCUCGGCUGCAGCUACUGUGGUCAGGGCUCAUGUCCACCCGGCUCCAGCUGCCAGCCAGCUGCCCGUCUCCGAGAGCAUUGCGGAUGUUCAGCCGGCUCCCCCUGAGCCAGCCUCUCAGGCCCCGGCUCCUGUCCACGCUCCUGCACAGCAGCAAGUGCCUCAGAUGGCGGCCGAUUCCCCACCUGAACCCAUCUCUGAGCCGCCCGCUCAGGAUGAGCUUCCACGCCUUCCGUCUACUCCGCCCCCAUCUCCUGAGAUCCAGCAUGCAGCCGAGGGAAAACACGCUCCCCACCAGGAGCCGGAGGAAAACUCAGAGUCUGAUAUCCAGAAUCCUUCUGGUGAUACCGGCGCAGGGAGGAAAGAGGCUGUCGUCGUGGUGACCUCCCCUCAGGAGCAGCAGCAGCAACGUCCGGUCCCUCAAAGUGGAGCUGAUCAUCUCCAAGCAGCAGCCGCCACAGAGCCGAGUCUGUCUUUAACGUCGGUCAGCUCUGAUGGGUCUGAUGGGUCAUCUGUGCUAACUCUGACUCCAGAGAAACAGCCAGUCCAGGACACCACCCCACCAGCACACAAGGUUCCUCUGCAGCCCCAGAUGAGCACUGAACAUACAGCUGCUCAGGCUGUUAAAAGUAGACCGCAGACUGUAGCUUCUUCUUCUCCUGAGCCGUUUGCCAACAAGAGAGAUGGCUUUCAUCAAGACGCCGAUGAUAACUCGGUGUGCCUGAGCAAACCUACUCAGCUCGUCAGCAUCCAGCCAGUUAAUCACCCCAGUCCUCCAGUCCAGUCGCAGAGCUCCUCGCUGCAGCCUUACUCCGGCGACAGUGAGCGAUUGGAACUAAGCGACCCUUCGUCAGACACCUGUCUUCCUUCCUGCACCGCUCAAGUCGAGAAGCCUGAUUCAGCAGAACCGCAUCAGGAGAACGGGAAUGUUCCAGACCACAGCGAACCAGAGGAGAACCACUACGAGUCUCCAAACCAGAGCUUCGACGUGGCGGAGAACGUGGUUCACGUAGCAGAGAUGCCAUCCAUCCUCAAUCUUGACGGCCAAGCUCCAGAGCCACAACUUCAAAUCGUCAACGGAGAACCGGCCAAAGGAAGCUUUUCUGCAUGCAUCAAUGCUGCAGAUGACACUGCGUCGAGUUUUAACAGCCGCCACAGCGAGAACUACACCCCCAUCGAGUCAAAGCCUCUGCCCAGUUCAGAGAAAACCACUCCUCCCGACCCCAGCGACGGCCAAUCCAUGACAAGAAAGUACAUUCUGAUCGGUGCUGGAGUGGGGGCCUGCGCUCUGUUGAUGGCGUUGAAGUUUAAGCGUUAAAGACAGGCAAGUUAAGGGGGUAAGGAUAGUGACUGAGAAUCAUCAUGGUGUCAUAUUGUAAUCCUUGCACUCAGAGGGCACAGGACAGACGCUCAACAAUUACAGGUACCAUGCCAGACCUUUGUUCGUGUCAUUAAUUCAUAUCUGUUGUUGGUGUUCAGCAAUGAAUGACUUUGACUUUGGCAUAAAAAAAAACCCAAAUCAAAACUCUUGACAUUAGCAUUGGUUCACUUCAGUGAGGUGAGGUGGCAUCUCAGGUGAUUUCUUAACAAGCUGCAAAUGUGGGUUUUUAUAAAGGUACCUGAUGGAAAAUAAUGUUGCCUCACAAAAGUAUUCACACACUUUAACUUCAAUGCAUUUUAUUGAGAUUUUAUGUGAUAGGUCUAUACUAGGAGUGAAUUACUAAAUUAGAAGUUAAAAAAUUGAUGGAAAGAAAAUUGUGGCAUUUGUUCUCCAGUGUUCUGUAGCAAACCACUGAGGUCUACACAAUACAGCUGGAUUUGAAAUUAAAGGUGAAAUCAUACCUGAUAGUCUGGUAGAGUCUGUUCGAUUGGGGACCAAACUUUUUGUUUUGCAUUUGUUAUAUUUUCAGCUGGAGCGGUUCGCUUUUGUUCUGCGUUGUCCAAUGAUCCCAACUAAUUGAAAAACCGGUUCCUUCCCUCACCUGUGGGGGCACUGCACCAAGAACCACUGAAGGAAACGACACAAAAACCUCUGAAGAAGACACUGAGGCCAACUUCCUCUUCACGAUAUCUAAACAAAAAUAGAGUAGCAUCAGAUUUUAGUGGUUGCAGGAUUUCUCUUUUGUCUUUGGCUGAAGACCACGAGCCAUUUCUCCCGCUAGUGCUACAUACUCAUGUUUGUUUGUAUUUACCCAGAAUACCAUGACUUAUAGUCCGCUUCCUGCUUUUUGAUCUUUCUCCGGUCCGCUUGCAUCCACAUAUGCAUUCGUACCGCACCAGAGCUCACUUCUACCGAACUGAGACCUAGGUUUGUUGGCGUUCCAGAGUUAGCUUUUUUUUGGUCUGCACCAGAGUUCGAUUACGCAUUCACAUCUCCCCAAACAAACCAGACCGUCAAGGCAAACACACUAGGGUUCAAUUAAAGCGAACUUAACAGGGCUGGAGUGAUGCAUCCUAAACGAAGCAUGAUGCUCCACAGUAUGGCGGUAUUUUGCACUAGUACCUUGAAGCAAAGAAGUCCUUGGGUUCAAAUCCUGGCAGGUAGUCUUGAGGUUCUCCGUGUGCAUCCUGUCUGGGUUUGUUAGGUUUAUUAGUUUGUUCAAAGUGCCUCUAAGAGUGAGCAUAUCUGUGGUGAACCACGCCUCAUCCUUGAUGAUCACUGGAGAUAGGUACCUAGACCUAGCAGAGACCUCUAUUGCACUGAAUUUCAUUCAAGGAUAGCAGAGUAACACAUGCAUACACACACUGUAAAAUCUCUAAAAAAUACAUUGAUGUUUUUUAACUUUAUCAGAUGAGGAAAACGUUCAAGGGAUGAGAAUACUUUUCACAAGCCACUGCAUGUUCUUUGAUUUAUCUUGGAGGUGGAGGAAGUGGGAGGCAGGAGCUUUUCAUAUUUAACUCUUUACUUUCUGUCGGUAUUUGGAAGCUGGCCUGCAAAAGCCCGCUGUACUCCAUAUUUAUUUGUACAUAUUUGACACAUUUACUCUACGUAGGUGUGUACCUAUUAAGAAAAACAAAAAAAUGUGAAAAGCCUAAAUAUUGUGCAAGAAAUCGAAUUUAUUUGUUCUUCUUGAGGAAAAAAAACAAUCUUUCAAAUUUUAGCUCAAGUUUUUUUAACAAAGUAUUUUUAUGACAAGUAGAUUGUGGGCUUAUGUAAUAAGAUGGAUUUUAACUAGAACUUGCUGAUUUUUACAUGAUUUUAUCAGUUGAAAUGUUUUAAUGUGUAACAGAAAAUGUAGUUAAUGUUACUGCAUUAUAUAUUUAAAAAAGAACAGUCUUUAAAGUGUGUAAAUGAUCAUCCUGGAGGGUCCUUAGCAGUUUGUUAAUCAGUGAUUUGCUAAAUCAUUCUUUCUGCCAUCUAGUGGACAUAUUUGGUUUUACAGGUUGCUUUCCUUCAGGUAGAAAUGUCUCCUGAAUCACGAUGUAAAGGUGAAAGAUUUUUAUUGUAAAUAGUUUGUCGAUAAACAAAGCACACUUUUCAAAGAGUUAAUUCAUUAUGUUUUGCACGUGUAAAUUGCAUAGGUGAAGAUAGAGUCAGAUAGAUGGAGAGUCUUCAUUGUUUUUCUUCGGGUUUUGCUCUUAAGUUCUGUCUGAACUUGUAUGCACUGUUUGUAUCUAUGCACUCCGACCGUCACAUCAAUAAAAUACAUUGAUACCAUUUGAA